AUGGUCUUCUCUCGAGCAUUCACGCGGCGCGCGGCGCUCGCCCGGCAACCUGCCCGACCCAACAUAGCCAGCCGACGCACAAUGAUAGCUGCGCCAGGUCCGAACGCAGGACCACUACUGGAAAGACGAGCGGACCGCGAGCUGCCGAACCCGAACCCAGGCCGAAAGUGGCUUUACACACUCCCGAUCUUCAUUAUUGCGACGGGAGCAGGCAUGCUUGGAAUCUUCAAUUACCAGAAGUCGUCGUCGAGCAUCGUGAACAGCACGCUGUAUGCGCUGCGGACGUCGCCGCGGGCUCGCGAGAUUCUAGGCGAUGAGAUCUACUUCGCGCAGCAGAUUCCGUGGAUCAGUGGCGAGAUGAACCAAUUGCAUGGCCGCAUUGAUAUCUCGUUCUGGGUUAAGGGGACGAAGUCUCAGGGCAGGAUGAAGUUCAGAAGCAUUCGGCCCGAUCGUAUGAGCUAUUUCCGUACUGAGGAAUGGAGUCUGGAGACCGAGGAUGGAACGGUGGUUCAAUUGCUCGACAAUGAUAGCGAUCCCUUCCGGAAGAACUGA
Molecule: messenger RNA, 552 nt
Organism: Penicillium egyptiacum
Lineage: Eukaryota; Fungi; Ascomycota; Eurotiomycetes; Eurotiales; Aspergillaceae
Source: the annotation of a GenBank genome assembly